Molecule: messenger RNA, 2439 nt
Organism: Bactrocera tryoni
Lineage: Eukaryota; Metazoa; Arthropoda; Insecta; Diptera; Tephritidae
Product: GTP-binding protein Di-Ras2-like
Exons: 6
Coding region: 910-1572 (220 amino acids)
Molecular function (GO): GTPase activity; GTP binding
Source: RefSeq, a predicted model, not a curated record
AAACUUCGUGGCAAAUUUAAUAUACCCUGUUUAGGGUAUACAAAGCAAGGGGAGAAGAAAAGUAGACUCCCUGCAAGUCUCUGCGUGUAAAAGAGACACUUGUAGAAAGUCUGAAAAGAGAGAGUGAGAGACGGCGUUGACAGCAUGUGGUGUCACCACAAUACAUACAUAAAUACACGAACUACUAAUUGACAAUGCGUACAGCAACAACAAGAUAAUAUUAAUAAGAAUAGAACAUUUUUCGGAAUAAAAAGUGAACAGCCAAAUAACGGAAACGGAUAGAAUCGGAAGCGAACGCACAAUUAAAUUUCCACACAUCCGUCACGCCCCAAACGCCCACACUCACAACAAAAUCCGAAGUAAUCAGUGCAGAAUGUAAUGAAAAAGUGUUACAUACAAAUAAAGAAAGCCAAAUUAGGAGUGCUGCAAAAGCUCAUUAAAGCAAUCUUUUGAGUGAAAGAUUUAUGCGAAAUAUUUUCCCCCUUUUUUUUGUGGUGUAUGCAUGUAUUGGGAGUAUAGUGUGCAGUGUUGUUAUGCGUAAGAAGCUUUAAAUUCACCUUUCUCUAAUCAGUCAGCGAGCUUUUGAAAGAAAAUCUAACUUCCAGCGUUUUCUCUUAAAAAUAACGUUAAUCUUGAUUUAUUUGCCUUCGCUUGAAGCAGCAAAAUCAAAUAAUUUUGUACAAAGUAAUCUAAAUUUUAAAUUGUGCGGUUAUUAAGCCCACAGCCGCGUUUAACGAAUAAUUUAUAAAACUUCAAAAACAUGAGCUUACUUAAGCUUAGCCGAGAAGCCUGCAGCUUAAAGAGUUAAAUCAAAUAAUAACAGUAGCUGCUGACUGAUGCUUGCCCCAACAACUUUUUGUGUAGGCAUUUGUCGAGCAUCUGCAGUUGCCGUCGUCCGCCGUAUUCAUAAUGGCCGAUUUGGAGCGCAUAAGACUGGUUAUACUGGGCGGUGCUGGUGUGGGCACAAGUUCCAUCGUCAAACGUUUCCUCUUCAAAAUCUAUGCGGACAAAUAUCGUGCCACGGUUGAGGAUCUCUUUAAUCGGGAAUAUGAUUUGGGCGGCGUCACACUGAAGGUUGACAUUUUAGACACUUCCGGCGAUGUGCAAUUUCCCGCUAUGCGCCGUCUGUCCAUUGCCACCGCCCAUGCUUUCAUACUGGUUUAUGCGUCCACGUCUGCGUCGAGUUUUCAAUGUGUCAAACAGUGUUUUCAGGAGAUACGCGAGCAGCGCACCGACUAUCAGCUGCCAAAAGAUAUACCCAUUGUUAUCGCCGGCAAUAAAUCUGAUUUGGCCAAUACACACAGAGAGGUGCGACUGGAAGAAGUCACGGACUGGGUCUAUUGUGAGUUGCCGCGACUAAGAGCGAAAGUGUUGGAGUGCUCCGCCAAGGAGGAUCAAAACGUGACUGACCUCUUCAAAACGUUGCUGUCACUAUCGCGAUUUCUGCCCGUCGGGAGCAAUAAUGACGGCACAAGUGGACUCAAACGACGCUCUUCGGCAUAUGUUAGCGCAUCGUCAAGUAGAAAGCACCGGAGGAAGUACACACGAAAACGAAGAAUACGCAGUACUUGAAUAAAAUCCUCAGAAAUAAUCGUGGGUUUUUAAAAGAUAGCCGGUGUGCUAGUCGUAGCUACACUCAUCACUGCAAUCCUAAUCAACAUGGUAACGGCCGGCCCAACUAAAAAGUGUCGUCUUCUCACCAGCGUACUGCAUAACAAUUGCGUAGCUACUUAUAUUUGCCAGCAGAUACAUAAACCAGCUUCGCUGCAGAAGAGUUUUCUAGCAAGUUCCAAAGCAGCAGAUGAAGCUCCGAAGUUUCAAAUGGUCAGGAUGACCGGACCUGUACAUGUUAAUGAUAAAGCGUAUUUCGAUUCCGAAGCAGAGCUGAAGAAAUUCGCCUGCGCGUCUAAUACUGUACAAACUGAAAGCGUGGGUUGAAAUAGAAACUAAGGUUAUAAUCAGAAACGUACUACAACUGCUUGCUUUGAAAACCUAGUCCAGCGCAAGUUUGGUAAAUUUAAUCCUACGUAAAUCUAAGUAACACUUGGAACUAAAAAUAUACGUUUGAGUAACAUCCUGUAUUUAAAUUUAUAGUUGGCUUUGAUAAAGGUGUUCAGUAAGUCUGCCGAUUUUAGAAGUUGCUUUCCAAAAAGCUCAAUUGAAAGAUCGCUGAUAACAACCAUAAGUUCUUCCCCGCUGUAAAUCGUGCCCCACUCGGAUCACAAAGUAUUCAAAGCGGAUGAGCCAUUUCCAUUUGGAAUAGGGAAAAAGGCUCUCUACUUGGUGGAUUGGUCAAUAUUGCGCCCAAGAGGUUUCUUAUGUAAAUGUUCCUAAAGACGUAAUUUCGAAAUAAUUAAAUUUGUAAUUUUUUCUACAAUAAAGAGUAAACUAUAAAUAAAUCGUUUAAUUGUGGUGAAAUAAAAUCAUUUACAUAUAUCA